Messenger RNA from Mobula hypostoma (lesser devil ray), 1640 nucleotides. RefSeq lists its product as uncharacterized. Gene Ontology annotation, cellular component: cell surface; apical plasma membrane. The coding region runs from base 117 to 1640 and encodes 507 amino acids. Gene Ontology annotation, biological process: neutrophil migration. Lineage: Eukaryota; Metazoa; Chordata; Chondrichthyes; Myliobatiformes; Myliobatidae. The record is from RefSeq and is a predicted model, not a curated record. The transcript has 13 exons.
CAGAAAGUAGUCGGCCUGUCGCUGAGCCUGACACCGCUCAUAGCAGAGAGUGAGGAGGUUGUAGGUGGUCCCAUCUCCCUCCAGUCACACAUCGACACCUCAUCGGGAGUCACACAAUGUUACCGGCUGAACUGAACAUUUUGCUACGAAUCCUGGGUUCUCUGGUUGCAGCCUCCAUCACUGGUGAUCCGUGUGUGAAUCACACCAUCCUGGAUCAGCCCUGGAGGAGCUCGAAUUGCUCUGAAACUCGGUGCAGUGGUCAGUGGAUGGAUGAUGGAGACCUUACGGAAGGAUGGUACAGAUUUAGCAGUCAUGGCAAUGUGAAGAUCCCCGAGACUACGGUUCCAUUCUUUCACUGCUCUGCAUGGAGUCCAGGCUGGUUAAAAGGUUCCCAUCCCGAUGUGGGAGAUGGCGAAGUGACCCGCACUAUCUGUUUCAACUGGGUUAAAGACAACCCGCAGAGAAAGACUUGCACCAAGCAAAUGGACAUCAGGAUCAAAAAUUGCACAGCUUACUUUGUGUACGAGUUGAAGCCGACACCUGGUUUAUACAGUGUGUAUUGUACAGUUACAGGUUCCGCACUGGGUGAUCCGUGUGUAAACUACAGCAUCUUGGAUCAGUCCUGGAGAAGAAUGAAUUCUCCCAGCACGAGUGGAGAAUGUAUGUCCGACAAAAGUCUUGAGCAAGGAUGGUACAGAUUCAGCAGUUCUGGCAGAUGGAAACUCCCCGAGACAGCAGUUCCACAGGGUUGUUGCUGCAGGAAGAGACAAGGCUGGUUGGAAGGUUCCCAUCCCGCUGUGGCAGAGGGGGAGGUGAUGAGAAGGGUUUGCUUCACCGAGAAUGGAAACACAAAUCCUGAAUCUGUUGUGAGUGGACAGGGCACGAGUCAAAACAGCAAUGCUUGUCUGGACAUUAAGAUCAAAAAUUGCAUUGGCUACUUUGUGUAUCUGCUGAAGCCAACACCUAGUAAUCACACGGUGUACUGCACAGUUUCCACACUCGGUGAUCCGUGUGUAAACCACACUAUCCUGGAUCAGCCCUGGAGGAGCACGGAUUGUUCAUCGGAAGAAUGCAGUAAAUACAUGAAUGAUGAAACCCAGACAGAAGGAUGGUACCGAUUCAAGAGUUCUGGGGGCUGGAGGAUUCCUGAGACUGCUGUUCCAACAUACAAGUGCUCCGGGACAGUUCCAGGCUGGUUAAACGGUCACCAUCCCAGCACGGGAGAGGGGGAGGUCAACAGGACUGUCUGCUUCAGCUGGGAGCAAAACAACUGUGAUACAAAGCGGACAAUCAAGAUCAAAAACUGUGGUGCUUUCUUUGUCUACUGGCUGAAGCCGACACUCUGCUGUAACAGAGUUUACUGUACAGAUCCAGCAUCUGUACCAACUCUGCAACCCGUGGGGACAACUUCUGAGCCAAGCAAUGAUUCAUACACGAUCACGGACCCAGAGACAUGCCCAGAUCCAACAUCUGUACCAACUCCACAAACCGAGGGGACAACUCCUGAACUAAGUGAAGAUCUGUCCACAAUCACGGACCUGGAUACAAGCUCAGGUAUCAGUUGUGGGGAGAUGUUUUACACAGGCUUGCCUCCGAAAUUAUCAUCCAAUGGAUUCAACUGGAAUCAAGGGAUAUACUGA